UUUCUAAAAGAAAUAGUCUUUGCCAUUACCAGGUCCAGCCGUCCAGGUUAUCAAACUAUAUCAAAAUGCCAUAUGCAGUUAUUGCAGCCAUCAAAGAAUAGAAAAGUUCUCCGUAAGCUCAAGUGGCUAUUGCAUUGCUGUUAAUAGUCAUCAUCCAAAUACUUACGAAAUAGAAUGAGACAUAAAGAGAGGUGGAUACAGUAAUAGUAUGAACACAAGCAUGCAUGAUGGGCCAGAAGAAGAGUUCAAAAGCAGAUUGCUUCAACCACCAUCAAAUGCUGCAGGAUACAGCCACACACACGUUUUGGUUUCGAAAGUGGAUUUCUACAAAACUACGUGUCCAUCUGCGGAGGCAAUAGUGAGAAGAGCUGUAAACAAAGCUGUUUCUCUCAACCCGGGCAUCGCUGCUGGUUUGAUCAGAAUGCACUUUCAUGAUUGUUUUGUCAGGGGUUGUGAUGGUUCUGUACUAUUAGAAUCCACAGCGGGUAACCCAUCAGAGAGAGAGCACCCUGCCAACAACCCAAGCUUACGUGGCUUCGAAGUGAUCGAUGAGGCCAAGGCCCAAAUAGAGGCAGAGUGUCCUCACACUGUGUCCUGUUCUGACAUUCUUGCUUUUGCUGCUAGAGACAGCACCAACAGAGUCGGAGGCAUAAACUAUGUAGUACCAGCUGGACGCAGAGAUGGUCGUGUCUCUAUCAGAGACGAAGCGUCACAACUGCCUCGUCCAACAUUCAACACACAACAACUCAUUAGUAGCUUUGAACAAAAAGGGUUGUCUGCAGAUGAAAUGGUGACACUGUCUGGAGCACAUUCUAUUGGUGUCUCGCACUGUUCCUCCUUCUCCGACCGCUUGUACUCUUUCAAUGCCACGUUUCCUCAAGACCCUUCUAUGGAUCCCAAGUUUGCUACGUCGUUGAAAACCAAGUGUCUGCCUCGGAGUGAUAACACAGUGGUGCUUGAUGCUUCCACGCCUAACCGUUUGGACAACAACUACUACGCACUGCUAAAGAACCAGCGUGGUUUGUUGACCUCAGAUCAGACGUUGUUGACCAGCCCCUCAACGAGACCAAUGGUUCUAACCAAUGCUAAACAUGGUUCAAAAUGGGCACGUAAGUUUGCUAAGGCAAUGGUGCAUAUGGGUUCCAUCCAAGUGCUAACUGGCUCACAAGGCGAGAUCAGGACCCGCUGUAGCGUCGUUAAUUAAUUAACUCUGCACCUGCUUCAUUGAUUCCUUCUCCCAAAACUCACCGGCUAUUGUUUGGUUAAGUUGUUCAUACCUGCAAAUUAAUAAGUACUUUUCUUUCUUCUCGUAUAUCCUUUUUGUUUUGCCACAAAAUAUGAUCGCUUCAUUCUUUUAUUUGUUUUCCUUUGGGAUGUAAUCAUUCUUUUGUUCUCUCACCUUUGUAUUCUAGUCUUCUUGGCCAAUUCAAUUCAAUUGUAUAUUUGUCACGACACGACCAGUCAAAUAAAACGUGGUACUCUGUUUGAGUUAUAUUGUAUUCUUUA
This is a messenger RNA of Glycine soja, 1506 nucleotides long. RefSeq names its product peroxidase 5-like. The record is from RefSeq and is a predicted model, not a curated record. The transcript has 3 exons. NCBI's taxonomy places the organism in Eukaryota, Viridiplantae, Streptophyta, Magnoliopsida, Fabales, Fabaceae. Gene Ontology annotation, biological process: hydrogen peroxide catabolic process; response to oxidative stress. Gene Ontology annotation, molecular function: heme binding; peroxidase activity. Gene Ontology annotation, cellular component: plant-type cell wall; plasmodesma. The coding region runs from base 209 to 1204 and encodes 331 amino acids.